Messenger RNA from Protomyces lactucae-debilis, 1140 nucleotides. RefSeq names its product DNA-repair protein rad2. NCBI's taxonomy places the organism in Eukaryota, Fungi, Ascomycota, Taphrinomycetes, Taphrinales, Protomycetaceae. Gene Ontology annotation, molecular function: DNA binding; 5'-flap endonuclease activity; 5'-3' exonuclease activity. The record is from RefSeq and is a predicted model, not a curated record. Bases 1 to 1140 code for a protein of 379 amino acids. Gene Ontology annotation, cellular component: cytoplasm; nucleus. The transcript has 2 exons.
AUGGGUAUCAAGGGCCUGACUCAGGUCAUCAGCGAGAAUGCUCCUGCUGCCAUGAAGAAUCUUGAAAUCAAAUCUUUCUUUGGUCGCAAAGUCGCGAUUGAUGCUUCCAUGUCACUCUACCAAUUCCUUAUUGCCGUUCGCCAGAAUGAUGGUCAACAGCUGCAAUCAGAGUCCGGUGAGACGACUUCUCAUCUCCUCGGCAUGUUUUAUCGUACCAUUAGAAUUGUAGACAAUGGCAUCAAGCCAGUCUAUGUCUUUGACGGUGCCCCACCCAAGCUCAAAUCUGGCGAGCUUGCCAAGCGUAUCGCGCGCAAUGCUCAAGCGAGCAAAGACGCAGCUGAAGCAAAAGAAACAGGUACAGUUGAAGAGGUGGACAAGUUUUCCCGACGAACAGUGCGCGUUACGCGCCAACACAAUGAGGAAGCCAAACUACUCCUCAAGUUGAUGGGCAUUCCAUUUGUUGAAGCACCAUGUGAGGCUGAGGCUUGCUGUGCACAGCUUGCCAAAUCUGAGAAAGUCUUCGCUGCUGCGUCUGAAGAUAUGGACACGCUCUGCUUUGAUGCCCCGGUACUACUUCGCCACUUGACCUUUUCUGAAGCACGAAAAGAGCCCAUCAGCGAAAUCACAACCUCUAAAGUUCUGACUGGCUUGGGUCUGACGCGCGAUCAGUUUAUUGACAUGUGCAUCUUACUAGGAUGCGACUAUUGUGAUGCGAUCCGCGGUAUUGGCCCUAAAAAGGCACUCGAACUCAUCAAGGAGCAUGGUGACAUUGAGCACAUUCUCGAAUCGCUCAAGGGCAAUAAGAAGUUUGAAGUGCCAGAAACUUGGCCGUAUAAAGAUGCGCGUGAGCUAUUCAAGAAUCCAGAUAUUCCGCGCAUUAAGACAUCCAUUGCAGACUUGACACUUGAAUGGAACGAGCCAGACGUCGAUGCACUCAUUGCAUUUCUAUGUGACGACAAGGGCUUUGAUGUUCAGCGUGUCCGCAACGGCGCCGACAAGUUACGCAAGGCCACGAAGCAAAAGCAGCAAGGCCGUCUCGAUAGCUUCUUUAAACCUAUUCCUGGCGCAACAACGACGAAGCGCAAGGCACCGGAAAAGAGCACAAAAAAGAAGCCAGCAACGAAAAAGACCAAACAGUAA